AGCGUGUCAAAGACCGCAGCAGCUAAGUUGAUAAGUCGGAGUUUCCGUUUGCUUCAGCUUCUGGCAUAUCCAUGUCGCACCAUGGCCGAAAAUAACUGCGCAGCUUGUUUGUAACUCUCCGGCUGUUAUUAUGUUGUCCAACAGAAACAGCUGACUCACUGACAGAGAGCCGGGCUGAGGCGGUUCCACACCGCGGCAUGGCGGCGGCUGCUGCUUCUUCAAGGUGAAAGUCAACGGUGGGAUCCUCCAUGGGCUGAGCCGCCACCGACUGAAGAUGAUUGGCUCACCAGACCUGCUGCCCUUCACCGGCAGCGGGGGGUUUGAGGAGGAAGGAGAGGAACCGGAGGUUCACACGCUGCCUGAGGAGUUUUCUGUCCGCCUUUUACCGCCUCACAACCCCUGGAGCACAGCAGCCCAGUUUCACCGGGACUUUAUACUGGUGGCUGAAUUCUCAGAGCAGGUUGGUCCAAAGCCUGUCUUAACAAUACCAAAUAAUCCAAAGGUCAUCGGCUCGUUUGACCUCAACCACUUCUCCGUCCGCAUUAUGUCUGUGGACUACCAGGCGUCCGGCCCGGGUCACACAGCCCCUGCUUCACCUGGACCCCGCCUCAAUUUCAGCGAGGACUCCAGGGUAAUCCUGGGAGACUCAGCAGACGACUCGUUUGCGUACGUUCAUCACCUGACCCUGUAUGACCUGGAGGCUCGGGGGAUGGUGCGACCUUUCUGCAUGGCCUACGUGUGUUCGGACCAGAGCAAGCUGAUGGAGAACUUCUCUGAGCUGUCCGAGUGUUUUUCUCAGGCCUCUGACAGCUUGAAGACUGGAAACAGACAAGCGUUCUCCUCUGAACUGCAGAGAAAGCUGCAGGAGCUCGAGUUCAGACGGAGGGCCCUGCUGCAGGACACACACAGCAGCUCUGCCUCCACAGGAGCAGGAGGCAGAGCUGAUGAGCUUGAAGCUUUAGAGCAUCUGAUCCUGAACCACAGAGAGCUCCUUCGCCAGGUCACAUCCUACCCAAACAGGAAGCUCCAGCAGCCUGACUUCCUGCCCUACGACACGGCCUACCUGCCGUCUGAGCCGUCCUCUCCCUGCCUUCCCUCCACUGCCUCCUGCAGGUCUGAGUCACUUCUGAAGCCACUGGAGGAGCUCUGCAACUCCUACUUCCUGUCCCUGGUGAAAAACCAGCUGGCAGACACAGAGCAGCGUCUGCGUGGUGACAGGAGCGUCCUGCGAACUGAUCGUGUCUCACAGCUACUGUCCAGGAAGCUGAAACUUACAAACUUCCUGUUUGAGCUGUGCUGCCCUGUGGAUGCUGAGGAGGAAGAGGAGGAGGAUGAAGCAGAGAGGCUCUCGGGGAACACUGUGGGGGCUGUGGAAGGACAAUCAGAAAAGCAUGCUGAGGAGUUGUUCUCCUGUGUGGAAGAAAUACAGAUAAAGAUGGAGGGAGGGGGAGGUGGGAGAACGACCCCUGACCCCAGCGCGUCCACAGACAUGAUGGGCAGCGUGAGCAGCAGCGACAGCAUUGAGGUUCUCGGGACGGAGAAGUCGUACCGGAGUCAACGGGCUGUUGUAUCCGACAGCAGAGAAACCCGUGUCGGGACGACAGACGUGAUUCUCCAGCAUGCAGCAGGAGACGCAGGCAUUCGGCGCCUGCGAACCUCUGCCAGGCGUACCAACAGUGAGGACAGUAUCGAGGUUCUCAGCACGACUGAGUCCAUCGUUCCUGAUGACCUGUCCGCCAUCACAGAGGAAGAGGCGGAGCAUCACACUCUGACCAAUGGAUUUGAGGAAGAGGAAGAGUCAGAGGCUGGCUGUAAGCCUGAUGAAGUCCUCAAGGAGAGGAUGAAGAACACUGCUACUGCCGGGGAGGAAAGAGAUCAAUCUGGUGGAAGAAAAGAACGUUUAGAGGAAAUCAUAUUCAAUGUUACAGAGAAAGACAAUUCACUCACAGAGAAGAGUAACGAAGUCCAUAAAGACACGAUGAAUAAACUGCUACAAGCUGGAGACGCAGUGGAGUCGAGGCAGAAGAAGUCAAGGCCGGUGUUUGACCUCCAUGUAAAAAUAGCUCCUAAAAGCGUCUUGGCGGAGGUUGCUCUGCGCACGCCGCCCUGCGGUCCUGUGAGGCUGCUCAGUGUGGACGAGUUCUCCGACUGCACCAGCUUCACCAGCAGCUCAGAGCCACCGUCUCCCACCACAGUCAACCUCACCAGCACAUGUGUGGACAAGAAAAGGAAGAGGAGAAGGGCUGGCCUGCGAGCCCUCAGGUUCAUCAAGCAGCUCUCCUUCUCCCAGCAUGCCAUCUUCUGUUUGCUGAUUGGCCGGCCACUGGUUGUCAUCGGAGGAGACGAGCAGCUGGUGAGGAAGCUGGUGGACGGCUUGAGGCUCUUCCUGCCAGCUCCUGGUGCUGAUGGGAGCGCUGUGAUUUCAUGUUUGGCCACGCCCCUCCAGCUGACCGACCUGCUCACCUGGAGGCUCAUAGGAAUACACAGAUCAUCUUCCAGUGCAUCCUCUUCCAUCUUUCAGUCUCUGACUCACUUGAGUCGUUACAUCGCUCUGCUGGACCUGGAUCAGAAGACGCUGCGCUGUCCUUCAUAUGCCGGAUCCCUGGUCGGCUUCCUAGCCAACCCUCACACUGGCAUCAGCCGCGGCCUGACCUACCUGCUGCACCUGGAGAGCUGCCUGACUGAGCUGGCCAACCGGGUGCUGCUGCAGACCUUUACCGCUGCUUCCCAGCGUUACAGAGCCAUCGCCGAGGAAAAGGACUCGCAGCAAGCACCACAACUCUGCAGCAGUGAAAAUGAUUUUCGAGUGAUGCACUUUCUGACUGACCUGAUCACACAGCGCCACACCGGACACGGACCGCCGCCUUUCAGGUUUUCCUACAGCUCAGUGCAGCUUCACAGGAACACAUAUCCAACAUAAACAGACUGAGCAGCAGAGCAGAUUCACAGGAUGCUUUUAUUUUGGUACCUGCCCUCCAUGUCCAUACAAUGCCUUAGUAGUAAUUAGCAGCUGCUGUAUGUGCACAAAGGAUUGUUAAAAUCAAUAUAAAUAUGUGCACAUUUAAGACUCAAACGGAUAUGAAUGUUAACUGUCUCCAUCCAUCAGCUUGACCUGGAGGUGGACAUGAAGGAGCUGGUGCAGACCUCUACCCUGAACAGGUCGCCAGUUCAUCAAAAUUAAAUUAUACCUUCAUCAUAAAUUCAUACAUAUCAAUAAAUAAGCCAGAGCAAAGAUAACCUGUACACGGUAUGGUUUCAGUUUGUCUGGUACUGUGACUUCUGCUUUUUUUUUACUAAUUUCCUUUUUUUCAGAACAAAUUGUAAUUUUGAUAAUUUAAGCUAGUCAAACUAUGCAACCCUAAAUAAAUAAAUGUCAUGACUAUAGACAAUGUAAAACAAAGUGAAUAAAAGAAAACCUAAAAAUCUGCAACAUUUUCAAGAUUUAAUCAAAUCCAAAGCAUAUGGAAUCCUAAAACUCAGGGUUUAUUUUUAAGACAUUUUUUAGCACCGACUGUCAGCAACUUGCAUCCGCAUAAGUGUUGUGCUUCCUAACUUUAAUGCAUAAAAUAAACCUUUUCCAACAAUGACUGAAAAUUUUCCAUUUUGAAGAAUUAGCCAAAUUUUGACUGUAAAAGUUUUGACCUAUUAAUAUAUUAACAUUACUUUGGCUUUAAAAAUCAUACAGCAGCCAAAGAGUGCAAAAUUACUGGAUUUUAUUUAUAUAUGUAAUAAAUGUGAUAUAUUCCAUUGUGGAUGAUUUACUUUGAAAAUAAAGUCAGGGAAAAAAAAAGGCCAAACACUGGAGUCAUUUAUUAAACCAGAUUAUCUCAGAAAUCAACACUGAUGGCAGUAUGAGUCCUUAUGAACAUGAAAGAAAAUCAUUAGACAGAAACAGAAACAGAAUUCAUGUCCACUUUAGCAGCACUCAGCAAAUAUUUAGUUGAUCUUUAAAGUAGAUUUAAUACAACUGUACACCGUGGAGCAAGGUUUUAAAUAUGAAAGUAGAAAAAACAAACAGUCAAAUGGAUGAAUACAUUAAUGAGAGAAAAUAAAGUAUGAAAAUAAUUAUUUUUCCAUCUGAACUGUUCUUUUUGCUGUGCAUGUCUGCAAGUCAGACCUGCAUUGGAACUUUUAAUUUCAGUAUUAGUUUGUUCUAAAGUUAAUUUCUAAAGUUAUAUUUUAAGCUUUGUCUAAAUUGUUUUUUAAAUAGUUGACUGAUUUUCAAACGGUAUAAAGCAUCAUAUGUUAUAAUCUAAAACCAGUGUUAUUGUACAGCGCAUCAAAAACCCGUUUCAUUAAAUUACAUGAAGAGAAUUGAGGGAAUUGUUUAGUUUAAUAAAUGGUAACAAAAGUGUGAAAGAGUAAAGAGUUCUCUCCCUGUGUGUCACCUGAGGCACAUUCCUACCAUCCACUGCGCCGCAGACAGAGGUUCAAAUGUAAAGCACAUGACAGCAGAAUCUUACUGUUGGCUCAGCGUUACUGUCAUGGUGCUUAAAGUAAGCAAGAAAUACAACAAAAGUUCCACAUGGCUUCACAUUGAGAUAAAAA
Messenger RNA from Poecilia reticulata (guppy), 4548 nucleotides. RefSeq names its product Smith-Magenis syndrome chromosome region, candidate 8b (gene smcr8b). NCBI's taxonomy places the organism in Eukaryota, Metazoa, Chordata, Actinopteri, Cyprinodontiformes, Poeciliidae. The record is from RefSeq and is a predicted model, not a curated record. Gene Ontology annotation, molecular function: GTPase activator activity. Gene Ontology annotation, cellular component: guanyl-nucleotide exchange factor complex.